AUGGAGUCACUUCUAGCAAAUGUCACCAAGCAGGCUAUGAGCUAUGCUAUCAGAAGCGGCAUAGCAAUUACAAGCCACUAUGCGCUCAAGCAAUGCGGCCGACUAAUGAAGACGGUCGAUGGCAAGGAAAAGCAAGAACUCGCCAAUUUGCAGUUAAGGUUAGACUCCAAAAUCAAGAUCAUUUCACCAGCAAUCGACAUGAUCGAGUUGAUUGCGGCACGCGGAAAUACCUCGCUUGAGUCUGCUGUAGGACUGACAAAGUCACUUCGGUGGGACAUCCAGACGCUAGGUAGCCGUGUGGAAAAGGCGGUGGCUGAAGAGCAGCUUGCGAGAAGAGGCAGUUCUAAAGCGAAGUCGCGAGACCAAAAUGAUGUUGAGCUCAAGAUCAUCAUAGAAGAAAUGAAGAGGCUGCUGGAGCGUAUCGAAGACGCCGUACCACUAAUAAAUUUAGCGAUUACCACGUCUGGUACCAGUCUUUCGACGACCCUACCCGCUACUGUAUCGCCAUCGCGGCUCCUACAGGCUAGCACCUUUCUCACUUCUGGAGACAUGCAAUACUGCGCAACAAAGCCGAGAGUCCAGCAGAUCGGACCAACCUUCAUUCUCUCCAUGUAUAUGUUGUUCUCUGGAUAUGCUCAUCGGACUCACGAGGAGGAUAUGCGAGAGACAACAUGGAAGGAGGUCAUGCACAAGGCACGUGUCACACUUAUGAGGGUUCCUCUCGACAAUGUCUACGACUUCCCUGCACCCUUUGGGCAAGACAGCAGAAGAGCUGAUGAGGCUAACCACCGCCACAUCCCAUCCGAUAGCAUGUUGCAGGAGUUUGCCUACCAGCUUCUUAUUGUUGAGGACUUAGAUGAUGGUCGUAUGCACGAGUUCGAAGAUGGCGAACCUCAGCCGGGGCCAUACGAUGGUGUGGACCAAGCAGGCGUCCGCGAAAUCAUUCCUAUUCAUGAAGUGUCUAAGAUUUUCUAUGCCGAUACGGGUAAGAUACUCAAUAUCGGGUCUGAUAACGAGACCAACAACCCUAUCUUGUUAUUGAAGCGAGAUGUCAACGCAGCACCGCCACGCCGGAUGAUGGAACGCGACACAGAGGAACCUGAGUACGAGUCAGAUGACUCACACACCAUCGAUGACGACGAAGAGGAUGCCGAACAAACAGAGCUAGAGGAACAACUCCGACGCGAAUCGACACCGCACCUCGAAGAGCCGCCCCCGCAAGAGCCUGAACAACCCACUUAUCCCUGGCGACUACCUCCCACGUUGGAUCUUGAAUGGAUAGCCUUUGAGGUAUACACCGAAGACCCCACGUCCGAUUCCGAGAUCGACGAAACAGAAGGCCUGACCGAAGAGACCUCUUCGCCAUCCCCAGCAGCCACACCCACACCACACGACUUCCUCGGUCGCUUUUCUGCCCUCAACCUGCGUCCUAGUACACCCACCUCACCCAAACCAACGUCCCAGAACCAAAUUAUCCCCUCUCCCCAGAAAGCCUCGGCACCAACACCAAAGUACCAGCAACAGGCUCCAACAUCCUUGCCCGCCAUCAAAACCUCUUUAUCCCUCCUCGAGAUGCUCAUCCGCUUAACUGCACUUCAGCAAUUCCAGCAAUCCUCUCACCUAGCCAUCCCAGACGAAUUUCUCAACUUCUUCCUCUCGGAUAGCAGUACAGUGGGUGCAGGUGGCGAUGCUGAGCUAAGGCGGAGGGUAAGGAGAGAAGCGAGGAUGCGGGUGGGAUUUGAUCCGUAUGAUGAGAGCCCGAUUAAGAGGAGAGGGGAGGAGUAUCUGGAGCAUGAGUUGCAUGAGCAUGACCAUGUACGAGACGGUAGAGAUGUAGAGAGGUCUGUGUAUGGAGAUAAAGAUACGCCAACUGGAGAUGGUGGUGGUGGGAGGUUUGACUACGAUGGUUAUCCUAUCGGCCAUCGCGCUUCUUCUCCAUAUUCGCGCUCACGGGGUGGCACACCUGGUUCGCCGGGUACGCCUGGUACUCCCACCAUCCCACACUCUAGUCGCUCGAGAUCUUCUAUCGACAUCUCACACACAGGAAGACAUGGUUUGGGUCACGCCUCCUCACCAAGUCCGCUAUUGAGACGAGCAACCACACAACCAGGUCAAGCUCAACGUCAACCGCCUCACCUUCGGACAUUGAAGCAACCUGGCUUUUCGCGGAAGUCAGCCGGUACCACAGCUCCUCGCACGGGUAGUGCACCGCCUGAUACGCCGCCUAGCAGUGUGGCUAGGCCGGCCUGA
Molecule: messenger RNA, 2250 nt
Organism: Alternaria atra
Lineage: Eukaryota; Fungi; Ascomycota; Dothideomycetes; Pleosporales; Pleosporaceae
Exons: 2
Coding region: 1-2250 (749 amino acids)
Cellular component (GO): cytoplasm; nucleus
Molecular function (GO): GTPase regulator activity
Source: RefSeq, a predicted model, not a curated record